AUGGCGACGAACUAUAUGGCGAUCUUGAUCGACAUUACAGAUUCUAAUACGAUAUUUGCACAAGCUGAAUCUACGCCUCUCCUACUGACCAAGGCUGACCCCCGGGUCCAGGUUUUCCGGAACGGACAGUGGGGCUUCAUCUGUGGGCAUGGCUGGAACUCUAAAGACGCUAAGGUCAUCUGCAGGAUGCAAGGAUACUGGCAUGGGACUGGUUCAGCUCGGAUCAUCCCAUUGGCUGGCGGGGAGAAGUUCUGGCUCGACGACGUGGACUGCGCCGGCAACGAGACCGACAUUAUCGAGUGUAGCUUCCAAGGCUGGGGAUACCGUCAUGUCCAGCUGGGGGAGUGGCGGGAGUCAACUGUGAGGUGUCGGCGGAUACCGUCAUGUCCAGCUGGUGGAGUGGCGGGAGUCAACUGUGAGGUGUCGGCACAGCCCAAUGUCCGGCUGACCGAUGGGUUCGGACCAUGGGAAGGCCGUGUGGAGAUCUAUGAAAACAACAUGUGGCAGCCCGUGUGUACAACAGGCUGGGACGACAAAGACGCUCAAGUCAUCUGUAGAGAACUCGGCAUCAGGUCCCAGGGUGGGCUUGCACACAAUGAUGCUAAGUACGGUCGCAGUGCCAACCCUCCCAUCAUCACCAGCACCACCUGCGUGGGGACUGAGACAGACAUAUCCAUUUGUCCGGCCACGAGGGUCACUCCCGCGCAGACAUCGUGUGACCAAGCGGGCGUCGAGUGUUAUAAUUGUGGAAACCAGUACUCCAGUGAGGCGGGCACCCUGCAGUCUGACAACUACCCCCAGCCUUACCCUCGGAACGUCCACUGCCUCUAUAUCAUCCGUCCCACCAACACAGGCCAGCUGUACAAGUUGGAGUUCUCGGACUUCAAGACCGAGUCAUGCUGUGAUAUUGUACAUGUCGCCACACUCAACAGUUCCUCCAGCAUCCCCGUAGGUGGCUCCACCUAUAGUGGCAGCAGCAAGCCCCCCAUCCUCUCGGCAAGGCCUUUGUCGUCAGCUUCGACACCGACGGUUCCAACAACAUGGGCGGUUUCCAAGCCACGUGGAGCCCGGCGUUGGUGCAGGAUGUCGUCAACAUGUCGUGUGACGCGGGGACUUUCAAUAUCCAGAUUGACCUCACCUUCCUGAAGCGACUCUACCCAGCUUCCUCAGAGAGAACCAUCGCUCUGGCUGAUUCCUCCUGUACCGGCACCAUCAUCAACGACAACAUCGUCAUAAAAACAGACGCCGAUUCCUGCGGGACAAUUGUCAAGACAGAGACAGACAGACACGUCUACACCAACUUCCUCGUGGACAGAAUAUUCGCAACCGAGUCAAACAACAUCGUCAGAGGUGAGAGAUGGAAGAUUCCUAUCACGUGCUCCGUGCCUCGUUCUGAAUCCUUCUCCAUCCACUACCAUCCAUAGCCGGAUGUAGGCACGCGAAGACGAUCCGAAGUGGAACGCAUGAGCAGGGAAGUCAAAGGUCAUAUCCGGGUACAGCAGAAUUUCCCCACAAGCAUCAGUGUUUUCGAAGACCAGGCGAUGACUAUCAGACAGUUCACAGCUCCACAGAAGAGACUCGGGGAGGAUCUCUUUUUCAGGGUACAGCUGGAUCAGGCUGACUCGGACUUGAAGCUGGUGGUGACGUCAUGCUUUGCUCUACCGACAUAUCUUGAGACAACAGGCAGCACUAAGUACAUCCUCGCUCAGGAAGGCUGCGCAGUAGACAGUGGUACCCACAUCCUCAGGACAACCAAUCACCACACAGACUUUCAGAUGAAGGUGUUCAAAUUCGCUGGGAACUACAACACAGUGUACAUCACAUGUGACGUCAGAGUCUGUCCAGUCACGGA
Haliotis rubra (blacklip abalone) is the source of this 1852-nucleotide messenger RNA. Its product is annotated as deleted in malignant brain tumors 1 protein-like. Gene Ontology annotation, cellular component: membrane. The record is from RefSeq and is a predicted model, not a curated record. Lineage: Eukaryota; Metazoa; Mollusca; Gastropoda; Lepetellida; Haliotidae. The coding region runs from base 1 to 1146 and encodes 381 amino acids. The transcript is spliced from 13 exons.